Mesocricetus auratus (golden hamster) is the source of this 1873-nucleotide messenger RNA. RefSeq names its product activating transcription factor 5 (gene Atf5). Gene Ontology annotation, molecular function: RNA polymerase II transcription regulatory region sequence-specific DNA binding; DNA-binding transcription activator activity, RNA polymerase II-specific. The record is from RefSeq and is a predicted model, not a curated record. Lineage: Eukaryota; Metazoa; Chordata; Mammalia; Rodentia; Cricetidae. The coding region runs from base 494 to 1330 and encodes 278 amino acids. The transcript has 3 exons. Gene Ontology annotation, biological process: regulation of transcription by RNA polymerase II. Gene Ontology annotation, cellular component: nucleus.
CACCUGCUGGGGCGGGGACUGGCUUUGAUUGACAGGGAAGGCAAGCCUUAGGAACGCCUUGAAGGAGGUGGAGCUAGCACCGCAGGGACCGGGCUUCUGGGGACUUGCGCGUUGAGGGAGGGAACGGAGGGCGACAGGCGAGUGGGCGGGGCUUCUUGUAGCGCCUGUCGAAGUCUCCUAAAUUUUACGGGAAGAGUGGGAUUCGAGUGUGUGACACUGUUGAAGGGCCCAGGCAUGGCAGAAUUCCUCCGGGAACCCCUGUGGGGUGGGCGGGCUCUAAAGGGGGUGUAACCUAAAGGAAAUACUGAUGUGGAAGGUGCUCGGCUAGAAGGAAAUUCCCUUGGGAUUCAAAUCUUUAUGAAGAGGAAUAAGAUGAGGUCCUCCGUCUUCGUCUUGGUGCCUGCCUUCACCCAGCUGAAGAGUCUCGCAAGCUGCCUUCCCACUGUUGGCGCAGCCUCCAUUGCCAUCGGUGCCCUGCGCCUGUGCCUCAGCCAUGUCACUCCUGGCCACCCUGGGGCUGGAACUGGACAGGGCCCUGCUCCCAGCUAGCGGGCUGGGCUGGCUCGUAGACUAUGGGAAACUCCCCCUGGCCCCUGCCCCCCUGGGCCCCUAUGAGGUCCUUGGGGGAGCCCUGGAGGGCGGGCUUCCAGGGGGGGGAGAGCCCCUGGCAGGUGAUGGCUUCUCUGAUUGGAUGACAGAGCGAGUUGACUUCACGGCGCUUCUCCCCCUGGAGGCCCCUCUGCCGUCAGGCACCCUCCCCCCACCCUCUCCAGCACCCCCUGACCUGGAGGCCAUGGCUUCCCUGCUCAAGAAGGAGCUAGAGCAGAUGGAAGACUUCUUCCUUGAUGCCCCACUCCUCCCACCACCCUCCCCACCACCACCAGCAGCACCCUCCCUGCCCCUGCCCCUGCCCACCUUUGACCUCCCUCAGCCCCCUGCUCUGGAUACCCUGGACCUGCUGGCUGUCUACUGCCGCAGUGACGCUGGGCCAGGGGAUGCAGGCUUGGCAACCCUGCCUGUCCCCCAGCAGCCUCCCCCUCCUCUGGCCCCUCUGCCCUCACCCUCCCGCCCAGCCCCCUAUCCUAGUCCUGCCACCACCCGAGGGGACCGCAAGCAGAAGAAGAGAGAUCAGAACAAGUCAGCGGCUCUCAGGUACCGCCAGAGGAAGCGGGCAGAGGGCGAGGCCCUGGAGGGCGAGUGCCAGGGGCUAGAGGCACGGAACCGGGAGCUGAGGGAGAGGGCCGAGUCAGUGGAGCGGGAGAUUCAGUAUGUGAAGGACCUGCUAAUUGAGGUGUACAAGGCCCGCAGCCAGAGGACCCGAAGCACCUAGGGUGCAGGUCCAGGCAAGGAGAGGGAGGCCUACCAUGCCUCUGCCCCUAGCCUCACGUGUACCCUCCAUCCCGCUCUUCUGUAUCAUCUAUGUCUGGAUUUCCUGCCUACUCCCCUUACGGGUUAUUGGUUUAGUCAGUUUCUGUGCCCUUCACUGAGAAACCAAGGCCCUCAGGGAAUCUGAGGACACGGCCUGAUCCCUGGUUUCUGGAGUCUAAAACAGUGUAUUUUUGCAGGUAGUCCUAGUUGGGUAUGGGGGGCUGUCAGGCCUGGCAUGGAGGUAAGACAGGAAGCCACUCAGGGUAACUGCUGAUGAGAACCUAGUCAGGGAGGGGACACAGGACACGUGAGAAGUCAGUCAAGUCCUCAGUACCGGAGAGAUGCUGCCCAAGGGGGAGGAGGGUGGCCGUAGUUGGUAACUAGGGGAUCACUUUAGCUUUGGGAGAGGAUCAGGGUUUUGUGAAGGUGUUGGGGAGGGGUUGCAUUUAGUGGGGGCUGAUCCUCCAGGGGUUGUGGGCACAAAUAAAAUGCAGAAUUUCCUGUG